Paramacrobiotus metropolitanus is the source of this 700-nucleotide messenger RNA. Its product is annotated as secretory-abundant heat soluble protein 1-like. The coding region runs from base 73 to 519 and encodes 148 amino acids. The transcript has 5 exons. The record is from RefSeq and is a predicted model, not a curated record. Lineage: Eukaryota; Metazoa; Tardigrada; Eutardigrada; Parachela; Macrobiotidae.
GUUGCGCAGCCCUAACACUGUGUUACGACGACCACAUUCGAUUGUACAGACUGUAACUGCCAAGUAACCAGUAUGGCGUUCAUGCGUAUAAUCUGUUUAGGAACGCUGGCGAUCGCCGCCAUCGAGGGCGCUGGCUUGGAUGCGUUUCUGGGAAAGUACGAGUCCACCGACCGGCGAGAGAACACCCAGGCCUUUGCCGCCGCGUUAAAGCAAGACGACAUUCACGCAAAGAUCAUCAAUGAAUUUUCCGCCAGCGGCGACGAAUACCAUCACAAAUUCUCCGUGCCCAGCAAGAACUACGUUCAGGAUCUGCCGUUCAAACUGGGGGAAGAACGGCAGGCGGCGUUCAAUGGGACGAAUUAUAAAUACAAGUACACGUUGGAGGGCGAUUCACUGAAAGCGAACUUUGACCUUCCGGAUCGCCAGGUCGAUCAGAUGUUUACCUUCUCCGGCAAUGAAAUGGUCAAAACAUACAAAGUUGGUGACGUCACCGCGAAAGUUUGGUUCACCAAGGUUUAACCGACCAGUUACGAUGGCUGAUCCGUACAGUAAAACUAUCCUGGCAGCAAGUGGCACUAUAUGCGAGUCGUCGCCUGUGUACUUGACAAAUUAAACAUCCAUUCGCAGAUAUGUUGUGUUUAAUCAACACAGUAAAUUGCAGUAAUCGUCUGUACCAUUAAAACAUUUUGUCUCAGCAAUA